Cataglyphis hispanica is the source of this 9690-nucleotide messenger RNA. It is a transcript of the gene Nca, whose product is annotated as neurocalcin homolog. The record is from RefSeq and is a predicted model, not a curated record. The coding region runs from base 527 to 1105 and encodes 192 amino acids. The transcript has 5 exons. Lineage: Eukaryota; Metazoa; Arthropoda; Insecta; Hymenoptera; Formicidae. Gene Ontology annotation, molecular function: calcium ion binding.
AUUGUUCUCAUACAUAUCACGGUUGUGAUAUUUAACGGCACCGAUCGUAAAGGUUGAACGAUAAUAACGCUCAAAGGGCUCUCAGCAGCACGCGCAUCUACGAUUUACGUGGAAUCUUUUUUACGUCUUUAGUCGUCGUUGGUUUUAGUAUCCACGUGGCCUUUGACAUUCAAGUCGUUUAUAGAAUUUGUCGCGGAUUCUUUGGACGGGGUAUACUUUUACGUCGCGUUCUCAUCCCAUUUGUUUCGCUCGUUAAUUGCCGAUUGAUCUCGAGUGCGCGGUCCCGAUAGCUAAUAGUUGUUCCCGUUCGAAACGAUCGCGAGCGAAAGAAAAGAAAAAGACGAUACGACCUAUUGAGCAUCCAUCGUCUUCUGGCGUGUCUGGUGGAGAAUACCAGCCGCGAAGCGUAUUGUGCUUAACGGCACUAUUAGAAUAGUAGUCUAGUUAGCGCUUAAUUAUCUUCUAUUUGGAUCCUGGGAUUCGUCGGAAAAUCAGGGAUUCUGGAAGGAAAGGACUUUAAACAGCCAUGGGGAAGCAAAACAGCAAGUUAAAGCCGGAAGUGCUGGAGGACCUCAAACAGAAUACUGAAUUCUCAGAUGCGGAGAUUCAGGAAUGGUACAAAGGAUUCUUAAAAGACUGUCCCAGCGGCCACCUCAGCGUGGAAGAAUUCAAGAAAAUAUACGGGAACUUCUUUCCUUACGGCGACGCGUCAAAGUUCGCGGAGCAUGUGUUCAGGACGUUCGACGCGAACGGCGAUGGCACGAUCGAUUUUCGGGAAUUUCUCUGCGCCCUCAGCGUAACGUCUCGCGGCAAGUUGGAGCAGAAGUUAAAGUGGGCCUUCAGCAUGUAUGACCUGGAUGGCAACGGUUACAUCUCGCGACAAGAGAUGCUCGAGAUCGUAACGGCGAUCUACAAGAUGGUAGGCUCGGUGAUGAAGAUGCCGGAAGACGAAUCGACGCCGGAGAAACGAACUGAUAAGAUAUUCCGACAGAUGGAUAAGAACAAAGACGGCAAGCUAUCGCUUGACGAAUUUAUAGAGGGUGCGAAGAGCGACCCAUCUAUUGUGCGACUGUUGCAGUGCGAUCCUAGUGCACAAGCUCAGUGAGGCCCUGGGCCAAUACAGACAAAUACCGAUAUGCCAUCUGCAUACCCGAGUCGGAGCCCGGCCCAAUUGAUAUCCCAUGCAAAAGCGGCACGAUCGUAGAAAUUUGUCCUCAGAAUUUAUUGGUGUAUCGAGAAACUUGCCGAAACGUUAUCUUCAUAUACGCUUGAUUUAUUUUUCAAAAUUUUAAUUCAAUAAUUGUUAUAUGAUUAAUAAUUAUGAUAAGAUUGCAUUCGGAGAAUAAUAGAGAAAAAAAAUGAAAGAUCCUUUGUUUUAUGAUUUACAAUUAAAACACAAUUAAUGAUAUCUUUUAAUAUAAUAAUGCUAGUAAUAAAUUAAUAUUUAUUACUUGAUUAUUAGAAGCCAUCUGUGCUGUGAAAUUUUUGCGAGUAUUUUAUUUGAUAUUUGAAAUUAUUUAAAUUGCUAUCUUCUUAUACCGAUGAUGAUGAUGAUAAUAAUAAGUUCGAAAAUGUUUCUCCAUUACUCGAAGAUAUUGUCUUGGUAGUUUCUCUAACGGAUAUUCUAUGAUCAUGCAUGAGCACAAGUGCGUGCUAAUAAGGGCUUUUAUAAAUUGGGCCGGUAUCCGAGAGGUCCAGGGUCACUGGGCCCAUGGCGCUUGCGCAUACCGCAAGCUAGUCUACAAGACUAGUCCAGUCGCUCCGUUUCGUUCAAACGGAUCGGUUUAGCGAGAAGCUUGUUACGCCUUUUCGGGUCGUAUGUGCCGCCCUAGGCUCGACGAACGAUCCGCGAAGCCAUCCUGAGAAACGCCCGCAUCGCGAGAGGAAGGAAGCCGGUCCGCGUCGCUCGAUCUACUCCGGUCCGACGUUGCGUCGAUGUCGACGAAUUUCGCCGGCUGUGCCGGCCGUUCGAGAUGCAACGCGAGACGCGAUUAGUGAAAUUCUAAAAUACUCUGUGUUCGUAAAAUAUCCGCGAUUAUCGAUAGCGCGCGUGCAUGGCAAACGAAACUUUCCGAUCAGCGACGACGUUCGAGUUUCUUCAGGGAUCGCUCUCUGAACCUGAAGAAGAGCAAUCGAAGGCGUCGCGCGUUAUCAGUAAUGUACCCUUAUACAUACGAGUGGGAUCGCAUCCACGCAUCGACGCAUCUUCGGACUGCCGUUUCACGAGUCGUCUCGCCCGAACGUCAAGAAGCUUGCGGCUUCUGGCUAGAGCGGUCGUUGUCGUCCUUACGCAUCAUUGCGUUGGUAUUUAAUACCGAAGACGCGGACAGACAUCCAUCCCUUCGAUGACACACGGUAUCUCCCGCCCUCAACGAAUCCUCCAUCCCCCAUCCGAGUGUCUCGUCUCAUUACGAACUGACCCGUUAACAUAAAAGACACUGGCGUCUUACUGCGCGCUAGCAACGAAAUAUAGUGAUUAAAGAUCCGCGAUCCCAGAUAAAGGUCACUGCGAAAUCGCGCGAUAGUAAGACGCGCUUGCUAGUUAAAGACAUACACUCACACACACAUGCUUAGAAACCGAUUUAGAGCUUGAUCUAGUGGAAGGAAGAAACGACUGCGUAACGCGAUUGUCAUACCACGGAUACGUGGAAGAAAAUACUUUUGAUUCGACGUAUCCGUAGAAAGAAGCGACAAGUUUAUCGUCCCGUUGCUGCGAGGUUUCGAUUUGCUUAUACAACGUCCUGGCGAUUGAGAUCUCGUAGAACUAUUCGAUCGAGAGUUUGUCCUUUAACAUUACUGUUAUAUUCAUCUCGUCAUUUUACCAUUUCUAGUGACCUUUGUCGUUACGGUGGGAUGAACAUAAAUUGUAGUCGGAUAGAGCAAGAUUUUCGCCUUUUUCCAAUCUCGCUAAGAAUAAUGAAACGCAUCCUUGCCGAUCAGAGCGACUGGCCCUCAGCUUUAGCGAUGGAAUCGCGCUUCGCCGAGCGACCGAAGGAUAAAGAAGAGGAAUCUUCACGCGCGCACGCGUGCCGUAUUUAGAGAUUUAUUUUUGUGAAUGCGUGCGUCCUGUGUGAGCGUGUAAGAAGUAUGCGUAUAUGUAUAUCCAUUCUGCGUAUGCGCGUGUCCCGUAUAUAAAGAAGCGAACGCGAUAAAGAGAUGCGAGUCUUAUCGCCCCAUCGUCCGAUAAGUAUCGAUCCAUUGAUCGCGAUAAUUAUAUACAUAAAUACACAUAUAUACUUACAUUAUACAUUAUUGAAAAUAAAGAGUGACAAGAGAUCGCAAUCUUCAUCUACGCGAAGCAGCAGCAGAGUUUGACGUUUAUGACUUAGGACGGUUCUCUACCUAUUGCAGGAUCGGGCAGUCGAAUAUAAUGGAUUACGAAGUAAACAUGCGCGUGCGUAUAAAUGAUAUUUUUCGAUGUAUGACGGAGAGUGACUUCCGACCGAUGGCUUGUUAGUUGUCUGUCGAGAGAGGAUGGAUCUUCUUAUAUUAUUUUCAGUUUGCCUUUCUUUUUCUUUCAUCGCAUUUCCUUCUUCCUCUCCUUCCUUUCCUUCCUCUCCUUCCUCUCCUUAUUUUUUACAAACGUAUUCGGCGCGCGGUCGCUCUUCGUGAUCGAUAUCUUUUUCGGAGAAUACUUUCGUUGCGCUAGACUGUCUCUCAAUGAGACACCUGGUCCGAUAAUGCAAUGUUAAAAUAAUACGGCGGCGUAUAAUGAAUGCUAGAAGAGAAUUUUGAUUUUAUUAUCGGAGACAUUAAGGCAGUAUUGUAUUUUGCAAAAACGCGUUACAUACACAGAGAAAGAUAAAAAUAUACAAAUAUUAUAUAUAUAGACACACACACAUGUACACACACACAUACACACACACAAAUCUUUAUUAUAAUAUAUCGCUAUUGUACUUUUUAAGAUGUACAUCUAUUCAUCUCGUGCUCAUUAAUAUUUAAGGAUAAAGACUAUUUAAUGAUAUCUCUAAUCUUUCAGUAUAUAGUCAUUGUAUAAACAAAUAAAUAACCUCAUUAGUGUUAAAAUAUAUAUAAAUAUAUAAUAUACGUUAAGAUUCUCUAAAGUUACUCUUGUGAACUUUUCUGAUUGUAUUAAGUGGAAAGAUUUUAUUCUAUAACAAGGUGUCAGAAAGAAAAACGAAAAUGACGAAAGCUUUGGAUUUACAGUAAAAAGAAAAAAAUAAUUGCGUUUAUUAAAGAUGAGAUUUAUAUUAUAACAUAUAACAUAGGACUGCCAAUACUUUACGUUAGACGGCAGUCAUACAAGCGCGAAACGCAGUUAAUUGUACCUUGGAACAAAUUAAGAAAGCAAUAAACAUGAGAAAAUAUUCCGAUUAAAUUUGCACGAUUCGGAAGGGAAGAUUUUAGAAGGGGCUUGACUUUAAAAUGGCAUGAAAUGCAUUCGAUAGCAUCAGCUAGAUAUUUCACAAUACAUUCGAUAUUUGAUAUAAUGACGAAUAUAAAGUGAAUAAUAUCAAAGUUAUGUCGAGGUUUGACAGAAUAGGAGCGAUAAUAAGGCGAUCGCGAUUUAUGAUACAUAAUCAUAUGAAAACUAUUAAAAUUCUAAGAGAAUUAUUAAAAAUUUCUGCUACGGAAAAGUUAUUUGUUGAAAUAUUAUUUUGUUACUUGCCAAAAUUAGCUUACAAUUGCGUCGGUUUGUACGCGCCUCUUUGAAAUUUCACCCGGUUGCAAUUAUUUUUUUUUUCCCUUGAAAUACAAAAUCGAUUAUUGAAAGAAAUUAUAUUCAAUAAUAUCGAUUUAAUUUAAUUUAUUUGUCAAUUUAAUGUAAAAAUCAUAUACUCGCUGUCCCUAUAGAAGCAGAAAUAAUGUUAUCUAUUUUUUUACAUUGUUAUAAAUUACUUUGUCGCAGUGUAACGUCGAUAAGAACAUUGAUAUAUACCCAUGUGUGAAUUUUGCAACGCAUCAUUAUUAGUAAAAAUUAAAAAAACAAUUAGACACAUCGCAUUUUAGAAUUAAAAUUUUUUUUCUCAACGAUAUAGAUAUGUCUAUAGCUUUGCAUAAUAAUUUUACAAUCUCGUCAAGUAAAGUAAUAAAUGAUAUGAAUCAUAGAAUCACAAAAAUUGCGAGAGACAUAUGUCUUUGUUUCUUAUAAUACAACGUAAAUUAUUUUGCAGUAGACGCUGCAUUGUUUAAGAAAAUGAAAUAAUAAUAUUUAUUGAUUAGACCAGAGAGGGAUAUUUUUAUAAAAAAAUUACAGAAAACAUAACAGAUGCAAAUAAAUUGCAAUAAAUUGGGAAUUAAAAGAUAUCAUGAAAUGCAAGGAUAGAGAGAAGGAUGUGCUUGCAUUUAAUAUAUUGUAUCCACUCAUAAAUGUUCGCAUAAUGAGAUAAUCUGUUGUCUUAUGCGAAAAAUAUUUAUUCGUAAAAUAUUUUUAUUUCCAUCCUUAAUUGCAAUUCUAAUGAAUCUAAUCAAAAUAUAUAUUUCAAAAAUGCAUGUCAUAUAUUUCUUAUUUUAAUUUAAAGCAAUAAGAUUACGUUCUAUACACUCACUGAGAUAAAACUGAACGAGAUAUUAAAUCUACAUCUUCUCUGCUGCAUGAGCGCGUUUAGUUGAAUUGCAACUGUCAAAAUAUCUGUCAAGAGACAACAUUUGCUCACUAUGCUAAAUGAUUUAUUUUCGCGAGUCGUAUAUACUUUCGUCUAUUAGAUUCAAAUAACACUAAAGCUGAAAAGACAUUUAGAGAUACGUAAAAAGACGCUUAAAAGAUUCUUGAAAAAGAAUAUAUAUCUAGAGAAUAGUUUUUACUUACUAAAGUUAAUGGAUCGAUUCGUCAAUUAAUUAUCUAAAACUAUCUCUUUAUCUUGAUCGAUAAUUAUAACUAAGAACUAUAUCUAAACAAACGAUGUCGAAGAAAACGUAGACAUUUCGAUGUAGACAUUUAGACAUUUCGAUGAAACUUCUAAGAUGUCUAACAAAUGCUUAGAAGAUUAGGAUGUCUCUUAAUUUUAAUUUGUGUUGAAAUAAUGUGCGUACAAACGGAUGUUCGAAGUAUAUUUUUGCAACAUUUUGCAUGAUCGAGAAAUUGCACUUUUGGAUUAAUUAUACAAGAAGUUCAAUACAUUUGAACUUAUUAGCUCAAAUUUUAUUUUUACGCAAUUAAUUGUAUAUAUAAAAUAUUGUAAUUUAUAUUUAAAAAUCUGAGAAAAAGAACACUAGAUACGAAUGGAAAUCCCACUUCGUAGUAUAUCGUAAAUACAAAAUUUUAUCAUUAGUAUUCAUCUAAAGUUUAUAUAAAUUAUUACUAUUAAUCACUAAUUAAUUAAGCGACGUUUUUUAGUUUUUUCUUUCUUACAUAAUUAUUACACAUAAUUAUGUUCAAUUAUCCAGAACGAAAAAGGAAUACCGCAGCAUUUUCCGAUAUUAAAAAAUAAGAAUGCGGUAUGUAUGUAUAAGUAAUGUAAACAAAAAAUCUUAACAGAUAUGUUUCAGAUAAUUUUUUCUAUAUAAAACGACAGAUUGUGUAAUUUGGCAUAUAUAUUCUUCAUUCGUAUCGAAAUACAUAUUUUUUAAAAGGAAGAAGAUUACGCCUUCGUGACAUAGUUCUGUCUCUGAUUGAACCUAGGUCUCGAUCAUGCUUAAAUUAGCACCUGUGCAAUCUCUAUUCUCUCGAAGAACUUUUCUGCCUAAUCUUAUUCUUUUACAUUCUAACAUCCGACACACUCGCAAGGUAUAUAUAUAUAUAUGCAUAAAAAAUACACCGAAGCGUUAAAACCAAAUGCGAAUCUCCUUUUUUUUCUGAUCUCUCAGUCUCUCCCUAUUGAAGCGAUCUCUUCUUGGCUGUCGUUUUAAGAAGUUAAUAGUUCGUCGUUUCACGGAAAAUUACACGCGCAUAUGAGACGCACAAAGAAAGAGAUUUUAAGAACAAAUAUAUAUAUAUAUAUAUAUAUAAAACGCGCGAGAGAGGAAAGAGAGAGAAGAGGAUUCGAUUACAUUCAUUAAAGCGAGACAUAUAUAUCGAUGACAUUUGCUGUCAUGAUUCCUUAACUAAGCCAUGCAAAAAAAUUAAGGAUUAUACAUAUUUACAUCUAUACAUAUAGAUCUAUAUAGAAUACGAAAUCGUUAAAAUAGUUUCUCACACAUGUUAUUAUCGAUCUAUGACAGAGAUAUAUUUGUGAGGAUGAUGCAUUAACGUUUACCGAAUAUGAAAAAAAAGAGAUGUAAGUUUUCUCGAAAUUUAACUCUAUCGCAUUCUCUUAUCAUAAUCCCAAUAUUCUAUCUACUCUAUGAUUUCUCUCUUGCCUAAGGAUCGUAGCGCGUUCUUGUGACUACACUUAUAGAGAGUUUCUUCCCUAGAAGAUAAUCAAUGAGAUAUUGCGAGUUAAUCGCUUAUAUAUCAAAGUUUUAUCAGCAAGAUUCUAUAUAGCGCUAUUUCUAUCAAAUAUCGCCGAUCUUCAAGAAAAAAAAAAAAACGUAUGCCUUAAAACUUUCUCUGCACCUUCUUGCCAACACAUGUUCUAGUGUCUACUUCGAUAAUGUUUGCCAGAGACGCGUAGCUCGCGAAUCAAUUGCAGCUGUUCACUUUCUCAGAAGAAUCUUAAAACUUGAAUGUAUAUGCAAAAAUGUAUUUCGCAUUUGCGAUAAAAUGUUAAGAAUAAUUAUAACGAUUACGAUGAGAUGAUUUUAAUCUCGUGUAUAAUUUAUAUGGCGAAUUACGUAAAAAAAUUUUUGAAACGCUGUUAAAAUUUUUUUUUUGUGUCUACACAUCGAGCUAUUUAAAUAUUUCUAAAAAUUAUAUUUUACUUUGUUAAAUUUUAAAUUGCACGUGCAAUGUCUUUUGCUUUGUUUGAUAUUAUACAGGGUUAAAUAGUCAAAUUUGAAAUAUAAAUUUAGGACAUUAAAACAAAAAUAAUUUUUCUGUAGAAAUAUGCUCGCAAAUAUGCUUCGUUUAAGAGAUAUUGACUUCUUAAGUUGCAGAACUAUAGGAAUGAAUAAUGUCGUUCAUCGGAUUUAAUACUAUUAGACUUUUUGUAUGGAGUGCUCUCAAGCAAAAAGUAUAUGAAGUGCCUGUUAUUGAAUCAUUAAAACGGAGGAUAGUGUAAGCGUGCAAAAAGAUUACAAACACAGAAUGUCAGUCAGCCACUCGUUCUCUCAUCAAUAGAUGCAAUGCUUGUCUUCGGGCGAUGGCUGGCGUAGCCAUCAUUUUGAACAGAAUAUAAUAUUUAAUAAUUAAAUUUUGAUUACUAUAAAGCAAUAAAAAGGAUGAACCUAGAUUUUUUUUCGACAUUAUUCAUUCCUUCAGUUAUAACUUUAGUCAAUAUCUCUUGAACGAAGCUCUUACUUCCAGAGGAAAUUUUUUUUUAUUUCGAGCUUUUACAUUUAUACUUCAAGUUUGGCCGUUUAAUCCGGGAACACCCUGUAUAUCAUUUUCCAAAAUUAUUUUUUACUUUUUAAUUUCAAGCUCAUCGGGAGCCAAUGAUUAGACCUCGCUUCAUUAACUCAUUACUUUGCGUUCCAUUAAAAUGACUGAAGUGUCUUGCAAAUUGUUUUCCGUGUUACGUGACUCAAGGUCCAAUGUGAAUCAUGAAAGUUAAUUGUGUGAAGGAAAAUGAGUAUAUUAUUAUAUUACAGAAGUUUCGAGUCAGUGCCCAAUGUUUUUUCUCGUAGAUGUAACGCAGAAACACCUUUAGAUGUUUUACGAUAGAGAAAUUAAUCUCUUCCUUGUGCGUAAACCUAUCCACCUAUUCGAUGCGUAUGUUUUUUCACGAUCUUCUCGGUGUCUUACAAUAUCACCAUCGUUUAAUAGUCACGGAAAUAAUUGCUGUAUAUCUCCUUAAAAAAGUUUUUCCCUCUAAGAUUUCGAAUCAAAUCACAUAUUGCUGACGUCUAAGCGUAUUGAACUCUCGAUGCGCUCUAUAAUUCCUAUUUCUUCUGUAUUUCUAUUACAAUAAUGUAAUUUAUUGUGUUACUUUGAUAUGUGUUUCCAUAUCGCGGUGCUGAAUGUACGAAGUACGUGUUCUAUCUCGUAUUUGUGUUUAUCCCGUUCGACAGAUAUAAUUUGUCAAACUUUCGCAUGUAACCGCGUCCGAAAGUACGUCCUUCAUCGACACAUUGAACGUUUCUUAUUUAUCCCUGUGUCGUGUGUUUGUUAGAAAACAAAAUAUCGAAUAGAUUCUCUCAUAAUAUUUACACACGCGACAGACAAAAUUCCACGAUGGAAUAAAAAUUUAAGGAUUUCCCUUAAAAAUAUAUACGAUUAUUGACGCGGCCAAUGCGAAAGUUGCGCGUGGCGGAGUUUUAUAUUGUAGCAGUGUGAAUCCGCAGUCAAAGAUAAAGAUAUAUUGACAAUUAAUCGUUAAUUUUUUCCACGAAGAUACGAUUAAUUUAUCGUUUCUUUUCUUUUCUUCGAAAAACAUGCGAUACAAUGUGACGUGUGCGAUACACACUGACACUGACAUCGUACAAAACGAAAAAAAGAAGAAAAAAAAGAUACGAAAAUCAAAGCGCACUUUUUUUUAUGCGUACCGAUAGUAGAACACCGGUAAGAUAUUAAUGUUGUGUAUAUGAUAAUUGUGAGGUGUUAUAAAAUUUUUAUUUGCUUUGCGCCUUGUAUACAUAUAUUUAAUGUAAGUGAUAAUUAUUACUAGUUGUUUAUUAUAAAUAAGAACGAAUCACUCUUGUGUAUACCAGUUAAAUUGCUACAUUAAAGUGUUAAUAUUAUACUCGUUCAAA